This is a messenger RNA of Vitrella brassicaformis, 3851 nucleotides long. The record is from the annotation of a GenBank genome assembly. Lineage: Eukaryota; Vitrellaceae.
CUGUGUGCUCCUCGCCCGCCGUCACUGUCUGUGUGGGUGUGGGGGUCAUUGAUGGGCUUGUAGAUCGGUCAGGGGGUGCGUCGGUGUCUGUGCCGCAGCAGGUACGUCGCACCCUCUUGCUGCACACACACACACACACACAGACGGACAGGGAAGCAGAGCCAGUGGCUGAGCAAGUAGCUUAGCUCCUGUGUGUGCGCUUCCCGACGCACCUGAGUGGUCUCGAGUAGCUUCGUUCGCACGUCGGGGUCAUCCAGAUGCUGCGAGUGGAUCACCUGCACACCACAGCCAAAACCACACACGAAGGAGGCAAGAGAUCAAGGCAGGCAUAUGCUCUGCGUGGAUUGGGGGGCAUCCCCUCACUCACCAGGUGAAUGAGUUUGUGUGCGAUUUCCAUGACGUUGACGCCUUCGGCGAUGAUGCCCAUGUCGCCCUCGGCCCCCCCUAGCUGUCCACUGUCGGUCAUGGAAGAUGCGUCGCUGUCGCCGUUUGUCGACUCGCUCUCGUCGUAGUGCAUGCGAUUCAACAGACUACUGUACUCCAACUGACCACACCACACGAUGCAACCAACGCAAGGCAACCAAGGCAAACAAACACAUGACUGACUGACAAGCAUCGCAUCGCUCGCUGUGUGGAUCGAUGAGUGAGUGAGUGAGUGACCUUGAAGACGUCGGCGCAGAGCUCGCGGUGGAUCGACACGGGAAUCAGACUGGUCAGUCAGUCAAGUCAGUCACAGUGGGAUGGAAAAGAAAAUAUUUCCAGCAUCUAUGCCAGCCAGUGCCUGCCUGCCUGCCUGCCUGGAUUGAUUGAUUGCGUGCGUGCCUACCGUACCUCGGUUCCACAUACUGGAUGAGUUGUAUGAGUGUGGCCGCCACCAGGUGGCUGCCGGGGACGCUCACAUGCGUACCUUAACCAACCAAGGAGGGAGGGAGAGAGAGAGAGAUCCACCAUCCGUUCGUCGAGGUCAGUCAGGUCGUUUAGUCGUGACCGCACUCACUCACUCACGCACCUCUCAUGCAGGCGGCGCCCAGGACACAGACGAUGACCUCGAUGAUCAUCGGCAGGUAACCACGGGAGGCGAUCGCAUCGUACAUCUUAGAUACACACACACACACACACACGUGGGCGGUUGGUUUGGGCGGGUGGGUGGCUGGGUGCGUGGCGUGGGCUGGCCGGUUCCCUCCCCUCCUUACUCUGAAGUAGGUGAGGUCUGGGUGGUGUUUGAGUGAGCUGAGGUACAGAACGGCGAAGUCUAUCGGGGUUUUGAGCAGGAAUCGACCACUCAGAGUCUGACAGACCGCACACACCAGAGAGAGCUUCGUGAAGGGCUGGCUGGUGGGCGUGCGUGUGUGUGUGUGUGUGUUUACGUCCAUGAUGUCCAGUUGAAUGGUUUUGACCUGGUGCACCGACCGCAGGUAGGGCGCCGCACGCACAAACGCUGACAGCUGCGGCACGGAACGAUCCUCAAAAUACUCCUACACACACCACAUCAGCGCGACACAUGCACAUGAAGACGGAGGCAUCGAUUUGUGCGUGUCGGUCGGUCGGUGAUGGGCUGGGCUGGGCUGAAAGUGACCUACCUGUAGUCCGGCGCCGAUGAAGAGGCAUGCGACGGAGAGGACGGGCAGGUGUGCCGUCUGGAUGGGCUGUGUCGAGUACUUGAGGAACCGAUCCAACGCAUUCACCGACGUCAGAAACGUCUUCAUCUGCCAACGCAAACUGAAGCAAGCAACCAACCAGCCAAACCAACGCCAUACACACAACCGUGGUUACACACACAACACACACUGAUCCCAUGAUUCCAUCGCCGCCCUCUCCCUCCCAUCCGUCAGCCAUCCCCCCUGUGUGUACCUCUGGCAGACUUCGCUCAUCCACUGCACGACUUUCCGUCGGUCCCGUGCGGUGAUGGGUGCUGUGCGCAUCGGCUGUGUGUGCGCGGGGCUGCCCUGACCCGCCGGCUGGUCAGUCGUGGUGGGCCCACCACCACCACCAGGGGAGCGUGAUGGUGUGGGUGGCGACUGGUCCAUCGACGCGUCACACAUGUCGGGAUUGAUGGUGCAAUCCACCUCACUGCGAUAGCAACCUACAAGACACAUCACAUCACAUACACACAGACAGGCGAUGAGAUGCGAGCGGCACCAAUCCACCCCACCCACACCACACGUGUGGUGUGCCGCCCCGAUCACGUGUAGGGGUGUCUGUCUGUGUGCGUACCCUUGAUGGCGUUGGGUGCAUCCCGGAUGAGUUGUAGCUGCUCGGGGUCCAUGAGUAGUGUCUCAGCGAUGGCGUUGAUCUCCCGCAGCACCUCGGCCGGCUGGUCGGGCACGCCGAACAGGUCUAUGCCCGGGAAGGGCGACGAGGGGGUGGACGGGGUGCCGCUCAUCGUGGGGGUCGACGGGUAGCCCAACAACAUGCCUGCACUCUCCCCCUCCACCAUCGCCGUGUCCUGCAUGUGUAUGUGCAUCACAGUCACACCACACGGACGGACAGGAAGUCAGUAGGUCGUUGCAACCGCGGCGUUGUGAUACAUAUCAGUCGGUAGCUCUCUUUCUUGUCUCACCUGUCCGGACGAUACGGAUGACCCACCAUAGGAUAUGGCUCUAGUGAUGCCGGGCUUGUGUGGGGGCAGGUGUGCGCACAGCGCAGCCGACUCGCCGAACCGCCCGCUACUGCCACCCUCACUGUCCUCCUCGCUCGAUGUGCUCGACGGCGCACUGGUCGAUGCCGUCCACUCGUGCGGCUUGUGGUCGUGGGUGUCGAGGUCCAUCCCCAUGGGGCUGGACCCUCUGUGGUGGGUGAUGGGCACCGUGAUGGGCUCGCGCACCGCCUGCAGGGUGAGGUUGGGGCGACGGCUGUGUGCCGACUGACCGGUGGGAAUUGGCAUGUCGGGGUGGUCCGACGACUGGCGAGGAGCGUCGCACUUGGGGGGUGCGGUUGCGGCUGUGUGGUCGUCGACGGUAAGGGAGAUGCUGCGAGUGAGGGACAGCACCUGAGCACAGGGGGGGCAAACCACCCACGUGUGUGGAUCCUCCGUGUGUUUCUUUCUUCCCCCUUUGCCCCGUGACACACACCGGUGCGCACCUUAUCGCCGGUUUGUGUCAUGAUGGCUUUGGUCGACACCGACUUGCCCAUGGUACUGUAGGCGCUAUGGCUGCCCUGGUCAUGCUUGCCCACCAGCAGAUGUGAGUGGCCACCGUACCCAUGGGUGCUGGCCGUGAGCUUGUGGGGCAGAAUCUCCUUCCCAUGACCACCAACACCAACCGCCCCCGUGCUGCGGUAGGGGCAGCUCUUGGCGUAGCCCGCUGACAGCACCGUCACCACGCCCUUGUUAGUGGUCGCCUCACCGGGAUGCGUGACGCUGCGGAUGUCGUGUGCAGGGCCCUUGCGGAAGGCACAUGACAAGGCCUGCAUGGGGCGGCUGUAUGGGGCGCCCGGCUUGCCCUGGGUGGUGCCGACUGACGACUGCGCCGGCGGGACGGGCAGGUAGUGCGUCGAGCGGAAGGGCAUGGCGGCAGGCGAGGCAGGGCGACCGGGUAGAAGGGCGAGGUGGACGGGCAAAUCAAGGCGCCGACAACUCAAAUCAGCCCUGCAUGGACGGACGUCUGUCUGCAGGAAGGGAAGAGCAAUGAGACACGAUGUCUGCUGGUGCGAGUCAUGCAGCCAUGCAACAUCUCUCUCCUCCCGUGCGGCUGGAUCUGCGCAUCAUCGGACUGUCCCGCAUCGCUCACCUGCUGCUGAUGCAGGUCCUCGUGCUGAUGAGCUGGCGUGGCCCGCUCGAAGAUGAAUCAGAUCCUAACCGCCCACUAUCUCACGCACACAUCAGGACGUCCUCCAUUCAACGUACUCGCCGG